AUGGAUGGAGUUUCUCUGGCGGAGUCUUUGCUGUACAUGGAUAUCGGAGAGGCACAAAGAUCAAUUAGAAGCGAAUGUGGUAUGGAAAUCACAACCAAACCAUUACAAAAGCAAUUGUACAGUGACCAUGAUGAGCAAAAUCAAUUCACCUCGCUAAUCAAGAACUUUGAACUGCAACCAGUUCAUUGCAAAGAAUUAUGGAAUGAAAACAAUAAGCAUCCAAGUAAUAAGUGUAUACGUCGAUUUCAAAAGUUUCAAGAUCAACUUGAAAAGUAUUUAAAAGAAGGCAUAAAAAUUGAAUCCAUUUUGGUAAAUAAUCUUGACAAAAGUUCACACAGUGUCAUGAAAGAAAGCCAUUUUCAGUGUUGUCAAGACUUUACAAAUAUACAAACUUGUAUUAAUUCUUUAUACUCUACAACACUUUAUGUCAUACAACUUUUAAAAAGUAUACAAGAUGUUUAUUCAAUUCAAAUUCCUGUUUAUAUAUAUUCAACAAUUCAACGUCCUUUAAAUUUGAUUCGAGCUUUUCAAGGUGAUGAAGGAAAUUUGUUAAAAAUGAAUUUCAGCGACGAUGUAAUUUCAUGCUUAUAUGAAAAGCUUACAGAUCAGGUGAGAACAGCUCGAACAGCUCUGUGGUCAGCUUACCAGUUAUUCAGUUGUAGUGAAAUAAAUGAUAUCACGAGUAAAUUAAUGAAUCAUAUGAUUGAUUCUGUCGCAAAGCAUCUACUGCCAGUGAAGGCAAUGACAAAUGAGACGACAAGAAGUGAUGAAUUAGCACAAUUCAAUAAUAAAUUACUAUCGUCAUCGUCAUCAUCAUCAGAGAUUGAUACCUUUUCUAGUCAAAUAUUAUCAAAGAAUCCAGUUGACUCUGUGCAUAAGGCAUAUUCCUCAUCAGCAGGGAAUGAUAAUAAAUGGCCUAUGUAUACAACACCGAUGAGUGGUCAACCGAUAAUAUGGUCAGCUACAUCUUUACCAUUUUAUCAACGUUCAAUAAUUCAAGGUCAUACUUAUCAUCAAGAAAAAGUAAACAAUUCAAAUGAAAGACUACGAAAUUUAAUCAGUAAUCAGCAUAUAGGAGGAGGACGAGGAGGACAAGUGUACGCGAAUUCCACAUUUAUGCUUUCUCAGUCUCUUCCUAGGUCAAUACAACCAACUUUACUGAUUACAACAACACCAUCAUUAAUUUCUGGUAAUAAUUCAUCACGUUAUCCUUGUCAUCCGGCUAAUUCACAGCAUCCUCAUCACCUUCAGCAGCAGCCACCACAGCCGCCACAGCAACCACAUCCGCAUCAUUACUUUCAGCAUCAGCCUACUUCUUCUGUUGGUUCUGUUGAAUCAUGUAAUAAUCAUGACAUGUUAUUGUCUACUGGUUUUUAUAAAAACUGUAUGUAA
Messenger RNA from Trichobilharzia regenti, 1392 nucleotides. NCBI's taxonomy places the organism in Eukaryota, Metazoa, Platyhelminthes, Trematoda, Strigeidida, Schistosomatidae. The record is from the annotation of a GenBank genome assembly.